Molecule: messenger RNA, 2789 nt
Organism: Physcomitrium patens
Lineage: Eukaryota; Viridiplantae; Streptophyta; Bryopsida; Funariales; Funariaceae
Source: RefSeq, a predicted model, not a curated record
UUUUCUUUUUUUUUUACUCCUUUUGUUCUGUUUGUUCGUUUUUUUUUGGGUUUCCGGCUGCGGGUCCGGGUAAUUUUGGUUUUGACGAUGUCGCGAGAGUCGAGUGUCGGUUGUCGAUGUCAGAGUCUGACCGGUGCCUGUUUGCUUCAGCUACUAUGUCACUUGAGCGCGUCGCAGAAUUGGGGUUUAAGGAGGUUGGGAUUUUCCUCGUCGUGGUUUUAGUUUAGGUCUAGAGGGUGAUGAGGGGUGAUGUUUGGUGGCGUUGAGUGAUUGUUUGUUGCGGUUGUUUGGAUUUACGCUCUUUGUUGUUUCUAUUUUUGUGUGAGUGGUGUGAGAGAAGAGUUUAUGUGGAGGUUUUAUGUUGGGGUUCGUCUAGGAAUGAAGAUGGGAGUGAUAGUUUGCGAGAGGGUAGGAGAAAGGUUUUUUGUGAGCAACGGAGACUUCGCUGCCUGCCAAGUGGUCUGCACCUUAUUUCCUUUCUAUUAAAUUUUUGUGGGAAUCUUAAGGCUUCUACAGCACCAAUGAUUGGCGGUGAUUGAUGUGGAUAAUGGUUCUGAAGGAAUUGAGUCAAAUUUUGUGCACAGCCAGGAGUGUAAUCCUACUUCGUUUGAAGUAAACGUUGGCUUAGUACGUGACCGAAGGCAUAAUUAAGGUGCGGAUAGGAUAGUCACGCAACACCGUGGUAACCGAGGAACAAAGGGUGUCAAUGUUUCGUCAAUUGGCCAUUAGGCCCUGCAGAAAGAGUUCUUCAUUAUCAGCUGGGAAGAGCUCUUCCAUACGCUUGCAUGGCGGCGAAUGUACUACUGGGAAUCAAUCAUCUUCACUGCAUGCAGUUACUGGCCAAACGGAUAUUCGAUCGACGAUGGACAUGAAGAAAGGGGUGAGGAUUAGGUUAUGUUUUGGCGAUCCAGACAUUCUUACUCCACAGCAAGUCGAUCAAGGACUGUCCAAAUGUUGGAUCCUUGUACACAAUUAUAUACUUACCAUUGGCCAACUUGCUGCUCAUAUCGCUGCCAAAUUCGAUCUUCAGCAUUCUUGCCGUGAAGGACUUUCCCUUGAGAUGGAUGGUUUUGCUCUGCCUCCAACAGAGUUAGCAAGCCUUCUCCUGAAUUCGGAUAUUGUCAGUGUGAAGAAGCAAAAGAAGGUUGACUCUUUGACACCAGCGCCAUCAACUGCAUUGCAUUCAAGAGAGGCCCUCCCAGAGAACCUGAAAGCAAUCACAAAAGAGUCAAAAGGGCCUUUUGCCACCGUACAUACUUCGUCAUCAACCUCUCAAAUGUUGCAGUAUGCGCAGCCUCUUCCAGCUCCGCAACCCCCACAAGCACCUUGUCCUCCUACGCCUACUCAAACUGGUGGUAUGGAGGCGGCCGGUCCAGAAAAUGGGGUGCAAGUACCGCACAGUGAAGAAGAGAAGGAAGAUGCAAGCGAUACAUCCAUGAUGACAGUUCCUGGAGUCCUUGACGUUAGUGGAAGUGAUCGUGAAGUCCUUGCAGAGGAUGGUAUUGCUGAGAAGAGCAUUGUCUCUGGAAAAGAGGAUACGGAGGAGAAGAAUAAUGUACUUCAUACUGACGAGCCCGGUGCCGAGAAAUUGCAAAACAUAGUCACCAGGAAUCCCUUGCCAGACAAAAGAAAGUUCACAACUAUCUUCGAGCCUGGCGUUCAGCAAUACAAGCGUACAAGAAUAAUUGGUCCUCAUGCUAUGAAAAGUGUCGCAGCUUUAAGAGCUGCGUUGAUUGGAACAGCACGGCCUAAGUCGCCUUUGAAGUACAGAUUACAAUCUGAAGCAAAAGAAAGAAGUGAGAAAAACUACCCUGAAAUGUGGGCAAGGAAAGCUUUUGAUGCAUGGAGGAGUGCAAACGGUCACAGUACAGACCUUUCAAUUGAGGAUUUGUCUGAACUAUGUGAUGUAAGGCCGCUAGUUGAUAUGCUAUGCGAGUUUAUGUCCCAACUCACAAAACAGAAUGGGCAGUCGUAUCCACCAGCCAGUAUCCAAGCAAUGUUGCGAGCCAUAGGACGUAUCAUCAGAGCCCGCGAAUUGCAAAGAACGGCUGAGACUGGAAUCGCCAAAGUUCCGUUCAGCAUUUACCGUGAUCCUCGGUUUCUUAGAGUGAAGCUGGCAGUUGAGGAAGCCGUAGCUAAGUCUGCAGCAAUAGAGUCAGCAAAAGAAGUUAUGACGCUGGAGGUACACCCACCUAUGAAUGAAAUUGGCAUGUUAAGUCAAUGCAAGUUCUCCAAUACACACCCAGAGGGAUGCAAUAGGCGGUUCGUCUACUUCUGUUUGCGUGACUUCUGUGUUAAAGGGCGAAGCGAACUUCGAGAAUUAUCUGACGUUGAUUUUGAACUAUUCACUGACGAACAUGGGGAGUGCCUAAGGUAUACGCGAGGCAUGGGAGCGAACUUGAAGCUCAAUAUUGACAACCAGCCACGUCAUUCCAUUAGGUGCUACAUCACUGAUGUUUUAGAGACAUACCACGUUUUAAUGGCACAUCGACCAAUUUGGCUGGGCUCUGAGCCGGCACCUCAUCCCUUAUUCCUCAAGAGCCUCCCCAAGUGGAGCGAUCAAGUUGUCUGGUAUGCAAAAGUGCCUGUUGGUAAAAAUAAGUUUAGCAUGUGGAAUCAGGAUAUUAUUGCUUCCUUGGGUGGGCUUCCAGGCAGAGCUGUUUCAAAGUUUGACUGUUCAAAUUUUGAUUACAUGGUUGAAGCCACGAGGGUGGAGAAUUCGUAAAAUAACUUCCUGUGUAAAACAUUUGCGACUACGAAAUCACGUUUUCAGCUUCUUUUCUUUUUCC